CAGAAGCAGGGCGAGCAGGUCAGUCGGAGGGUACAUCGUUGGAGCCAAGAUCCUACUCUGCGGUACACGAUUCUCUCUGCAAGCUUGUGGGGACGAGAAAAAACAGACGAGGAGCAUGAGCUUGGAGCUGAGUAGAGAGCUGCUCGGAGCAGUCAGAUCAGAGGUUCGGCCGAAAGUCACACCAUCUGCGUCGGAGUGCAGAGACCUCUGACUACGACGACGACUCUGAUCGAUCGAGCGAGAAUAGUGAGUGAUGGAGAUGAUGGGCCCGUGCAGUGCAGCUCUCUCGAGCUCGUGAGCUCGUCUUCUCAGUCAUCGUGGCGCAUCGUGCCUGCGUGCGUGCCGGGCCGACGGAGCCACGGCUAGGUUCGAGUCUUAAAAUAGCAGGACUAUUGACGAAAACGACGUCCCACUGCUGCUGCUGCUGCAUUGGACCUUCCAUGGGUAGUAGAGAAGCACCAGCGAGCUCAUGAGGUGCCGGACAAGCUAAGAACCUGUUUUCUCAGCUGACUGUAAUAGAGCUAAGCCGAUCUGAUAAGAGCAGAGCAGGUCAGGUCAGAUCAAAUUAGACAAUACGAAGGCCGUUAUUGUGCCCACUACAACUUCGGCUAACUGCUGCAGUUGCUGUCGAUGUGCAUAAUCAGCGAGUUAGGAGAAUGUCUCCUGGAGUAUUCGCCGAAUUUUCCAGGCAUUUUCCCUGAAAUCCGUCAGCUAAUCCGAAAGUCGUACAGUCAGUCCGAUCCGGGAAAUCUGCAGCUUUAGCCUUCGUGAACAGAACAGGAAAGGAAAACAGGUCGGAGCUUGCAGGUGCUGAAGGAAGGAAGGAAGAAAUUGGAAAAGGUCUCAUGGUUGAAAUUCAGCGCGAAGAGUGAGACUGUUCACAACUGGUUCCGCUCUUUUUGCCGAGACAUUAGGCCCGCGGUGGCAUGUUCAUGGCAUGCCCUUGACUAGCAUGGAUAAAGCCACUGAAGCUUGAGCUGAGCGUGGGCGCGUGCGUGCGGCCAUCAGGCCUCGUCCACAGCGGUUGUCACUGGAUGAAGGUGCGAGUUCGUGGGGAUAGAGCACAGCAGAGCUCAGGCCGGUGAGGAGGUGGACGGUUGUUCUCUUUUUUGUUCGGUCCCCGCCGGUCGACGGAUCGGGGUCGGAGCUGUGCUUAAUUGUGGGUGGGUUCUAAGUGAGGACGCCUGUGGCGCCUGGAUUCUGGUUACUGCUUUAUCAGUAGAUAAAGCAGAACAGGGGAAGCAUUUGCCGGACAGUAGUUAGAUGCGCCGACUGGACAGGAAGACUCGGGAUCGGAUUGCCUACAGUCGGCAGAUUGGCCCCUCAAGUUGGUUGAUCACCCCGCUUGACGGCCUGGGUUUGGAUCGUUAGCCUGCUGGUCAUGUUUUAGGCUGUACUGGUUGUGCUUUGAGGUUCAAGGCAUUGCCCAACACCGAGUCAUAGGACAGAAGUACGGGAAAGGAAAAGCAGCUGCCGCAGUUUGAGACAGAGUUGGUGAUGAGGAGGAGCUUGUGAUUGUUUGCUUCAAGACAUUGAUCGGUGGGAAUUGGUGACGCUUCUCGCAAAAUGAGUAACAUUCAGAGAACGAUUAUAGGGCUGUCAGCCGUUGGACUGAUCGUCCUGUUGCUGAAUAUGUUCGGAAAUCGUCCUUCUGCCCUUGCUUAUAAUCGAGUUGGGGUCGAUGAUUCUACGAUUUUGAGCCCUUAUGAGUCGCAAGCUGAGAGAGGAUGGCAUAAUCCCAGACUAGAAGCAGUGAACCGCAAACUGGAAGCAAAGUUGUGGGGUAAACCUGGCCCAGUGCUGGAGCCCUGUUGGAGCACGGGUCUCACCAAGCAAUAUGAAAAGACUUGGGGCUUCGUGGUCGUAACGUGCUCAAAUGGCCCUCACAAUCACCGUGCACAGAUAGCCGACGCUGUUGUGGUAGCGACACAACUCGGAGCUACUCUUGUAUUGCCGAAUGUGAAGGAAGCCCAGAAAGAACCGAACAGCCGGUUUGAUGAUAUCUACAACGUCAGGAAUUUCAUUUCCAGUUUGGAAGGAGUGGUCCGGGUUGUUGGGCAGUUGCCUAAGGACUAUGCCAAAGGCAACAAAACCAUCACGAGUAUACCACUGAAAGUUGGUCGAGAAUAUAUCGAACAGCAUGUGCGUCCUGUAUUUAAAAGGGACGGAGUAGUGUACCUUGGGAAUUUCCUACCUGCGAUGAAGAGCGAGAAGGAGGACCCCGAGCUGGCAGCCAUUCGAUGUCUUGUGAUGCACAAGGCUCUGGAGUUCGUCAUCCUCAUACAAAAGCUGGGAAAUCGCCUGCUCAACAGGAUGCGAGAAGCCGCACCUAAGUCAGCUGGUAAUCGGUUCGUAGCAAUAGAUCUGCAGGUGGAUUUACUUCGCCAUAAGACGUGCAACGCUACAAUUGCAAAGAAGAAGAGGUGUCUGGAGCCCACUGAGGUCGGACAGUUCUUAAAAAAGCUGGGCUAUCCCACCGAGACAGCUCUUUAUCUGACUCAGUCACGGUGGGAGCCUAUCCUGGACUCGCUUCAGCAGAUGUACCCAAAUGUGCACACAAAGGAAUAUAGCAUGCCUUUCAAUGAGGAGAACCAGUAUCUUUUCUCUGGCAAGACUCAGUUUGAGCAGGCAGUUGAUUUCUACAUAUGUUCGUGGAGCGAUGUUUUUGUACCAACGGUGCCAGGAGUAUUUUACGCUCACGUUUCCGGGGAGCGAAUCACCGAAGGACUCAACCAUAUUCUGGUUCCUGCUUUGAAGAACAAGCCCGGAUCGACCAAGUUACAAGUGUCUGGAGCAAUCUCACCGUAUGUCGAGAAAAAGAGUCACCCCGUCUACACUUGCUACUGUGAACCUCCCUCAAAAGCUGCAGCCAAGAGGAGUCAGGGCCCCUUCGCCUUAUCUGAAGCGACAGUCUCGAAGCUGUCAACUAGUGCAGGGAAGAGGGAAGGUAGGAGUAAGAAGAGUGACAAGGAUGUAGUGUUGUAGGAUGAAAUGGUAGAGCUGAAAGGAAGGGAGAGAGCAUCAUAAUUCUUUAAAGGUACGCUUUUUGUAGCAGUCAAGGCUUAGUCUACAAAUGGAGUGACUUUUCGAAACGGAUGUAGGUCAACUGUAGGAGAGAGAGGAGAGAGGGAGACGAUGAGAGUGGGGCUGUUGAAAAGCUUGUACAGGACGGAUGGUUGAAGGUCUCGCAGAAGAGACCACUGAAUCCAGAGGCUACUGGCUGAUGGAAACUUCCAUGUGAUAGAAGCAAGGUCCCUUAUUCAGCACCUUGAUUGACAGGAGGUUCAGUCUGGGCCAGUGAAGGACCGGUGUCGAAGGCACCAUGAGGAAGUCAUGUGUUCAUGAUUUGAAUAUUUGAUCUAGUGUACAUUUUGGAGUCCAUCCGUUUAUCCAUGGGCUUCAGCGAAGACCCUUUAUCGAGGAUUGUAGAUACAGCACGUGUGGAAAAGCACGAUGUAUAACUCUUAAUUUAACAGCAAUUUUGCAACUCAUGAGCUUCGUGCAGGUUUCUCCUUCAUGGAAAAGAAAUGUGUGCUACCUGGCUGUGAUGCACUUUAGUUGAGGCGGAUCAUUUUAGGAAUAUUUUCCGCUCGGUGUUCCUUUUCUUCUGGACUGCAGAGACGUGUUUCCCGUCGCUCU
This is a messenger RNA of Marchantia polymorpha subsp. ruderalis, 3639 nucleotides long. Lineage: Eukaryota; Viridiplantae; Streptophyta; Marchantiopsida; Marchantiales; Marchantiaceae. The record is from the annotation of a GenBank genome assembly.